UUGAUAUGUUUAUAGGAACUGGAGUCGCCCGCGCUACUCUCCGAUUGCCAGUUGAAACGCAUUAGCGGCUCUCUCCCUUGAUUAUAAGAAGCGCAGACGGAGAGUCGGGGCGCGCUAUGGCCUCUAAAGAGACCACCGCUGCAGGUUUCGUUCCUGUUGGCAGGGAAAACACAGAGAGCAUCAGGAGGCUCAUUGAUAAACAAUCUAUCAAGUUUGUGCGAGCUGUAAAGCAGGACACCAAGCACGGCAAAUCAGAGGACAGGAUACUGGUUCUGGCAACAUGGCGAAUGUAUCUAUUUGCUGUCAAAGUCCCCGCCAAGGUGGAGGUUACUUUCAACUUCCUGGAAAUUCGAGUAAUGAACACUUAUCCAGAUCAUCAGGUUGUCAUAGACACAGACAAAUCGACCCACUCCUUGAGACUGCAGUCACAAGACCACCUUGAUCACAUGAUGAACCAUAUCAACUUUGCCCUCUCACGAAUAUUCAAUAACUCCAUGUAUGCUCCGACCAUCUGCCGAGCAGAGGGGGACGUCUCUGAUGGAGUCCUCCAGUUUUCACCGGACUCCGAAUCAUCUGUAGAGACUCAGAGAACCUGUGGCGGUUUCUCUGAGACCUACGCAGCUCUGUGCGACUACAACGGCAUCGGCUGUAAGGAGGAAGUGCAGUGGGAUGUGGACACUAUCUAUCACUCUCAGGACAACAGGGAGUUCAACCUGCUGGACUUCAGCCACCUGGACAGCAGGGACCUGGCGGUGAUGGUGGCUUCCAUGGCGUACAACACUUGGUUCACCAAACUCUACUGCACAGACAUGCGCAUUGGGUCAGAGGUGGUGGAGCAGGUCCUUCACACCAUCAGUAAGUCCAGCAGUCUGGAGGAACUCACUCUGGAGAACGUUGGCCUCAAAUCAGACUUCCCUCAGAAAAUGGCGACAGCUCUGUCAGAGAAUCCUGCCUCUGCAAUCCACUCUCUCAACCUGGCCCACAACACCUUGGACAACCAAGGAGUGUCCAACCUCAUCCAGCUGGUGUGUCGUCUCAACAAAGGCCUUCGUCUGCUCAACCUCUCCAAGACGUCCCUCUCCUCCAAGGGAGUGAUGUCUCUCUCCCAGGCCCUCUGCUCCAGUGAUGACUACUCCAACUCUCUCCUUCACCUGGACCUGAGCAAAAACCCUGGGAUUCUGUCUGGGGAGGACGCCACGAACAUGUACCUGUUCCUAGCCCAGCCAAACUGUCUGGUUCAUUUGGACCUCUCUGGGACCGACUGCACUGUGGACUCGUUAUUCGGCGCUCUGUUGAGGGGAUGUUGUGUUGAUCUCGCUUACCUGAAUCUCUCCAAGAACUGCUUCUCUCACAGGAAAGUGAGGGAGACUCUUCCUGUCGUCAGACAGUUCUUCAGUUCAGCCUUCAGUCUUACGCACGUCAACCUGUCUUCCAUGAAGCUCCCUCCGGACACUCUGAGAGCUCUCUUCCUUGGCCUGUCUUCCAACCCUCACAUCAGUGACCUACACCUGGACCUCAGCUGCUGUGAGUUGAGGUCUGCUGGUGCUGGGGUGCUUCAGGAGCUGUUUCCCAGAGUGGCCUGUAUUGGCAGUCUGGACAUCUCAGACAACGGGUUGGAUGCUGAUCUGCUAGGGGUCAUCCCGGCCUUCUCCAGACACCCUUCCCUCAAACACUUGCUGCUGGGCAAGAACUUCAACCUCAAGGGCAGGGUGCUGGAUGAAAUUCUGCAGAAACUAGUGCAGUUAGUGCAGGAGGAAGAGUGUGCCCUGCAGUCCCUCUCUCUGGCGGACUCGCGCCUGCGCUCUCGGGGCACAGUGCUGGUGAACGCUCUGGGCAGUAACACCUGCCUGCGCAAGGUGGACCUGAGUGGGAACAGCCUGGAGGAUGCGGGGGCUAAGAUGCUCAGCAAAGCCCUGCAGAUCAACACCACACUCAGGAGUGUGACGUGGGAUCGCAAUAACACCACGGCUACAGGAUUCCAAGAUGUGGCUCGGGCCCUGGAACAUAACUUCACCCUGCAUUACAUGUCCAUCCCCCUCAAUGAUGUCACACAGGCUUACCGGAGUGCCCCUGAGAAGAUUGACCAAGCGCUGACCAAGAUCCAGCGUGCUCUGUUGAGGAACAACCAGACCCAGAGGUUCUCUCAGAAACAGGCACUUCGUCUGCACCAAGGCCUGGUCACCAGCACUGCUGAACAGGUGAUGGAGCGGCUGUGUGUGCGUGUGCAGCAGCAGGUGUGUGCUCUCCGAGGCUCAGAAGAAGGAGAGGAGUUGCAGGCUGCCAGACAGGUCCUGAAGGAGGCCAGAAACUCCCGUGCGCUCUAUCCAUCUCUGUGUGAGCUGGCCCAUGUUCUCUCAGUGGACGGGCCUGUCAGACAGAAACUGGACUCUCUAGCAGGAGAGCUGGCCAAGGCUGCUGAUAAGGAACUGCAGGUGAUAGUGGACUCCAUGGUGUCUCUGUGUCGGGAGCUGUGUCCCAUGUCCUCCUCCUCAGCUGAGCGACUCAACCCUCCGCUCUCCUCCGUCUCAGAACGUGUCUCCAUCCCUCGCUCCACCAUCCGCACCGCCCUGAUGGAGAGAGCGGCACAGGACAUCAACAGAGCCCUGGAGGACGUGAAGCUGUCGGUGGUCUCCUAUCUGACCAACUCCAUAGUGGAUCAGAUCCUUCAGGAGCUCUACACCACUCACAAAACCCUGCUGUGUCAGGUGUCCCAGGCGAAGCGUUUGGAUGACGCAGGGACAAGCAGGCGCACCAUCAGACAAUCCAGACUCACAGACUCACUGGACUUCCCCGACGAGGAAGGGCUGGGCAUGAACAUCGACACCAUCGCCAUCAAGAAACGUAGCUCCAGAACCAGAAGGAUUCGUCCGGUGUCAACCAGAUUGAGUCUUGGUGAUGAUCCCACCUCCUCCCCGACUCACUCUGGCCCCCUAUCCCGCUCAGCAUCAUGGGAGGAUCUGUACACCCUGCCUACCCAGGGUGCACCACUGCGCCACGUGACACAGGUCAGGCCACGGCCCCCGCGAAGGCACUGUCGAGGACAAGUCCCCGUGGAAACACACUGUUCAGAGAACGGAGGAGUCAACGUGAUGGAGGAUGGACUGCCGGAUUUCUAUACCAAGAGAGUCCUGCCUGACAGUCAGCUGUCACUACUCCAUCAAGCUCAGUCCCUGAGGAGGAAGAAGAGACGCAGUGUGCUGUCGAUCUUCUCCGGGUUCCGCAAGAAUCGCAGCUCCACCAUCUCCAAUCAGGAAACAGAUAGUGGCUCAGAGAACGUGUACUCUAUGAUUCAGCACCCUAAGGAUCGUGGGAAGGGAGAGGCCAUCAUUGAGGUGGGAGCCAAUGGGAGGAUGAUGCCGUCCCCUAGGUCCAUCCAGGGCACACCACUGCCUGGGAUGAGGGUGGGCAGGCCUAGCCCCCACUGCCUCACACAGAGACAGCCUUCAGAUCUGGUCGGGAUGGUAUACAAUUGUAUCGGAGCAGAAGACGAGGACUCAGACAGUAGCUUUGAGAUCAGACCAGUGGGCAGAGACACAGACAGACAGAAGGACACGCCGAUUGCAUCAGACACCCAGACAGAGUCCCGUGCCAAUGGACAUGCAAUGUCCUCCGCUUCUCUGACAGACAAACAGGCUGACAGACAGACUGACAGACAGACUGACAGACAGACAGAGCCAGUCUGUCAGGACCUGCCGAUACCCAGCACUCAGACAGACACACAGACGGAGGUGGAGAGACGGACAAAGGAGACAGAGGGGACAGAGUCCAUGGAGGACAGGAAGGAGGGUGCCCCCUGUGGACAGAAACCAGAACCCCCUUCUCAAAGCAGCAAGCCCAGCCUGGCCAGCAUUAAACAGAGACACCUGCAGGGAAGCUCCGAGAAAUCAACUGAUGGUAUAGGAUGGACAGAGGGAGACAGGGUAGAAGAGGAGAAUAAUGAAAAGAGGCGUGAGGGUGUGCAGAAAGCAAGAGGGGCAGAGGGGCAGCGGCCCCCCAUUCCUGAAAAGCCUGGUAGAGAUAAGACCUCUCCAAAGACACUGCCUCCUGUCACUCCGCCUGAGGAAACCACCAAUGAGAAGAAAACCACACCUCCUGUUCCGCCUGCCUCUGCCAAGCCCUCUUUUGAUUUGUCUCAAGCUCCUGUCAGUCAAGACGAAGGGACUAAUGAGAAGAAAAGCCUUCCUCCCGUGCCUCCUGCUUCUACCAAGCCUGUGUUUGACUCUCCUGAUCAUGCUGGUUGUCAAGAUGAGGAGGGAGGAAGAAAUGGUUGUCCGCUGAAGCCGCAUCGCAACAGGAAGGCAGACUCAUGUGACAUGGGUAUGUGUGAGGGCAUGGAACGGAAUAGCCCCAACGAUCUGGAGACGGGGUCCUCAGAUCGCAAACCCCCUGUGAAAAGACCCAGACUCCCAGAGAACAGAAACAGAUCUCUGGACUUCCCCAGGACUGUCUGUCCUGAUAGUCCAGAGCCCGCCAACGACAAUGGUAUGACGUCGUCAUAACAACAACAACAGACCGGAGGUGAAGACAACAUUCUGGACAACUGGAGGGAGAGGAGAGUGAAGAGAUGGAGAGAGAAGGGAAAUGAUGAACUUGAUCACCAUAGACCCAACUGUGGUUAUCCUCGUAUACAGUAUUCAUUUCCUUCAUUUUUACGAAACAUGCAUGUACACUCUGCUUUUUUCCUCCCUCAUACUUAGUUGCACUCGCCUUCAUUCCUUUGCAGAGGGCGCACACACACACACACACACACACACACACACACACACACACAUUUUUACCUUUAUAUUUGAGUUAUUUAGCCAACGCUCUUAUACACACACACACACACACACAUUUUUACCUUUAUAUUUGAGUUAUUUAGCCAACGCUCUUAUCCACACACACACACACACACACACACACACACACACACACACACACACACACACAUUUGUACCUUUAUAUUUGAGUUAUUUAGCCAACGCUCUUAUCCACACACACACACACACACACACACACACACACACACACACACACACACACACACACAUUUGUACCUUUAUAUUUGAGUUAUUUAGCCAACGCUCUUAUACACACACACACACACACACACACACACAUUUGUACCUUUAUAUUUGAGUUAUUUAGCCAACGCUCUUAUACACACACACACACACACACACAUUUGUACCUUUAUAUUUGAGUUAUUUAGCCAACGCUCUUAUCCACACACACACACACACACAUUUGUACCUUUAUAUUUGAGUUAUUUAGCCAACGCUCUUAUACACACACACACACACACACACACAUUUGUACCUUUAUAUUUGAGUUAUUUAGCCAACGCUCUUAUCCACACACACACACACACACACACACACACACACAUUUGUACCUUUAUAUUUGAGUUAUUUAGCCAACGCUCUUAUACACACACACACACACACACACACACACACAUUUGUACCUUUAUAUUUGAGUUAUUUAGCCAACGCUCUUAUCCACACACACACACACACACACACAUUUGUACCUUUAUAUUUGAGUUAUUUAGCCAACGCUCUUAUCCACACACACACACACACACACACACACACACACACACACACACACACACACAUUUGUACCUUUAUAUUUGAGUUAUUUAGCCAACGCUCUUAUACACACACACACACACACACAUUUGUACCUUUAUAUUUGAGUUAUUUAGCCAACGCUCUUAUACACACACACACACACACACACAUUUGUACCUUUAUAUUUGAGUUAUUUAGCCAACGCUCUUAUACACACACACACACACACACACGGAGAGGUCUCUGAGGGCCCUCUGGUAUUCUCAUGCCGCUGUUAUUUCUUGCACUUCUUGUUGUACAAAAAUCUUUGAUCAUACUUCUGAUUCUCCCUCGUCUCUCUUUUAUUGACAAUCUGUGACCCUGUUUCUGUAAGAAUGAGUCGGUAAUGUAUUCGAAACUAGUAUUAUGUAAUUAUUGAACAUAAGUGAACAAACUCUGCACUAACCAUUGUUAUUACCAAGUCAUUACAUGGUAACGGGUAACAUUCAUGCUUUUAUUUUACAAUAAGGUUAAGAUGAAUGUGAGUGUGUUGUAAGGAUGUUUUUCCUAUUGAGAAGAUGGUAAUGACGUGUAUUGUUUAUCAUUAUUACAGUAAUCUAGUAGUUGGUCAAUAGAACAAUGGCAGUUUUAGUCUGUUUUAUUCAUAUUUUACAGGACUGAAAUUAGUAUAUUUUCUUAAAAAAUGCUAAUAUAACGAAUCAAUCAAUAAAAUUGUCUUAACUAAA
Molecule: messenger RNA, 6280 nt
Organism: Oncorhynchus nerka (sockeye salmon)
Lineage: Eukaryota; Metazoa; Chordata; Actinopteri; Salmoniformes; Salmonidae
Product: capping protein, Arp2/3 and myosin-I linker protein 3-like
Biological process (GO): regulation of Arp2/3 complex-mediated actin nucleation; cell migration
Cellular component (GO): plasma membrane; lamellipodium
Molecular function (GO): protein binding
Source: RefSeq, a predicted model, not a curated record